Messenger RNA from Sphaerodactylus townsendi, 963 nucleotides. RefSeq names its product RAD52 motif containing 1 (gene RDM1). The record is from RefSeq and is a predicted model, not a curated record. The transcript is spliced from 5 exons. Lineage: Eukaryota; Metazoa; Chordata; Lepidosauria; Squamata; Sphaerodactylidae. Gene Ontology annotation, cellular component: nucleolus. The annotation marks the transcript as partial.
CGUUCCGGUAUACAAUAUCUCGUCCGACAACGAAAACCCUCCCAAGAGGGUUUCAGAAAUCAGAAAUGCAAAUCUUCCUGCACGUCAAUGGCUCUCUUGGUCCCUUUGUCCUCAGGUGUGUCUCUGUACCAGACAGGGACCCUUUCCACAGCAGACCCUGGUUUUGAACAGCCAUAAGUGCCAGGAAUUGGCCAACCACUACCUUGGUUUCAACGGCUGGUCUAAUCGCAUUGUCACGCUUCAGGACAUCUCUGGCCUUGAAGAGGAGGAGACUGAAGAGGAAGGCUCAAGAGCUUUGCCGCAGAGCCAGCAUCGCAAGUACCUGUGCAUUCAGGAAUUAACCAUCCCGCGACACAGCAUCUGCGCCAGAGGAAUCGCAGUGGCCGAGGUUCCUGUAGACCCCAGCCAAGGUAACAAUGGGGGAGGGGGUUCACGCGGCCAUCGCGCUUUAGUGCUCCAGAAGCUGGCGGCACAAAAAGCACUCUCAGAUGCAUUUCAGAAGAUUCUCCUCAUAGUUCUAGAGAAUGGGAAGGUGGCCGUGGAGUUCUGCUCCCCCCAAGAAGACCUUGUGGACUGUUUAGCGGACGAAGAGCUCAAGGGGCUCCUCCAGGUGAUGUUCAAGUGCAUGACUGACUUUUCUUUCUCACAGUUGAAUCCCGAAGGAGAAGAGGAGGUCUUGUCUGACUUCAGCAUGGAUGGAGAAUAGCAACUGGGAGUCUUCAUGUUAGAUUUGGAGGGCUUUCUCUGACCCCUGGGUCCCGUUUUCCUCCCUGUGCUAUUUAAGGACAGCUCUCCCCACUUUCUAAGCACAUUCCGUGGCCUGGAAGUUGAUUCUGUUGCCUUUCUAAAACAUGCACCCAAAUCCAUUGGAAUGGCAUCCCUCUACCCGGUGGUUUUCACCUGUGAUGGCCCCAUGUGGUUUGGGAAGGGCCUGUAGUUAUUUUUUCUAAUAUAUUUUUCAUU